GCCCUUAGGCCCCGCCCCUUCGCCUCCGCCCCCGCCUCGCCCCGCCCCGCCCCGCUCCUGGCCGCCGGCUCCCUCCGGCAGCAGGGGGAUGCGCGCCUGCGCCGGCCCUCGCCUCGGAGCAGCCAUGAUGGAAGGCCUGGACGACGGCCCGGACUUCCUCUCAGAAGAGGACCGCGGACUUAAAGCAAUAAAUGUAGAUCUUCAAAGUGAUGCUGCUCUGCAGGUGGACAUUUCUGAUGCUCUUAGUGAGCGGGAUAAAGUAAAAUUCACUGUUCACACAAAGAGUUCAUUGCCAAAUUUUAAACAAAACGAGUUUUCAGUUGUUCGGCAACAUGAGGAAUUUAUCUGGCUUCAUGAUUCCUUUGUUGAAAAUGAAGACUAUGCAGGUUAUAUCAUUCCACCAGCACCACCAAGACCUGAUUUUGAUGCUUCAAGGGAAAAACUACAGAAGCUUGGUGAAGGAGAAGGGUCAAUGACGAAGGAAGAAUUCACAAAGAUGAAACAGGAACUGGAAGCUGAAUAUUUGGCAAUAUUCAAGAAGACAGUUGCGAUGCAUGAAGUGUUCCUGUGUCGUGUGGCAGCACAUCCUAUUUUGAGAAAAGAUUUAAAUUUCCAUGUCUUCUUGGAAUAUAAUCAAGAUUUGAGUGUGCGAGGAAAAAAUAAAAAAGAGAAACUUGAAGACUUCUUUAAAAACAUGGUUAAAUCAGCAGAUGGAGUAAUCGUUUCAGGAGUAAAGGAUGUAGAUGAUUUCUUUGAGCAUGAACGAACAUUUCUUUUGGAAUAUCAUAACCGAGUUAAGGAUGCAUCUGCUAAAUCUGAUAGAAUGACAAGAUCCCACAAAAGUGCUGCAGAUGAUUACAAUAGAAUUGGUUCUUCAUUAUAUGCUUUAGGAACUCAGGAUUCUACAGAUAUAUGCAAGUUUUUUCUCAAAGUUUCAGAACUGUUCGAUAAAACAAGAAAAAUAGAAGCACGAGUGUCUGCUGAUGAAGACCUCAAACUUUCUGAUCUUUUAAAAUAUUACUUAAGAGAAUCUCAAGCUGCUAAGGAUCUCCUGUAUCGAAGGUCUAGGUCACUAGUGGAUUAUGAAAAUGCUAAUAAAGCACUGGAUAAAGCAAGAGCAAAAAAUAAAGAUGUUCUGCAGGCCGAAACUUCCCAACAAUUAUGUUGUCAGAAAUUUGAAAAAAUAUCUGAGUCUGCAAAACAAGAACUUAUAGAUUUUAAGACAAGAAGAGUUGCUGCAUUCAGAAAAAAUUUAGUGGAACUGGCAGAGUUAGAACUGAAGCAUGCAAAGGGUAAUCUACAGUUGCUGCAGAACUGCCUGGCAGUGUUAAAUGGAGACACAUAAGCCACACUCUGCCUUCCUGUUAAAAAGGGCUGCCUUCCUUCAAAUUUUACUUUUGUUUUCUUAAUGAUGUUAAGCAUUUAUGCUCACUGGAAACAAUCAAAAAGCAGCUGAAAAAGUGCAUCAACUCCUCUUUUUCUGAGAAACAUGGAGCAGCGCACGCCCAGGCGAUGCCAGUCUGUGUGCUGUGAUGCCGCACUGUGUUCCCCACCACAGUGGUCCAUCAUCGUGCACUCGUCAUACUCAGAAGUCCAAAGUUCAUUCUUUAAAGUAGCCUCUAUAACUCUGUUUAUUUUAUAAAUAGUAUUCCUUAUGGCUGCCAAUCUUACUUACCUUUAAAUAAUUUCUGAAGUUUAACCUUUUCAGAAAGCAUUGUUCAAACAAGAUAAAGAUUGCCUUUUUUGAAUUUUUUUAAUUUUGUUUUUAAAAGCAUAUACCACCUUAGUUCAUUCAUGUAUCCUGGUAAAGCAUCUUAAUCAGACUUAUUUUUAAUUACUGAAUAUUUCUUAGAAGUUUUGGGACAGAUUUUAUGUAAUCUUUAUAAGUAUGAUUUCUGAAGAAAAGCAAAUGCAUUAGUAUGUUUGCCUUAAACUUGUAGACUAAACCAAUUAUUGUAAAAUAAAAAGCGAUAACAGUGAUAGUUUUUAACUCUGUGGUCAUUGUAUCACCCUGGAAAAUGUGGAGUAGCUGUCGUAAAUCUACUCCUGUAUUAUGCUUUACAGUGCAGGUCUUAGUUUUUCUUUUUUCUCAUUUCUUUUGAAAUGGCAUCUCGAACAAAGUCCACCAAUCCCUGUACAAAAGAAUGAACUGCUCCUCUGUGUGUACUUCACAGAAGGUGGAAUCGGACAGAGGCAGGUUAGCGACAGUUAUUCCUGAAAUACAGGAGCAGAGUACAGUCUGUUGUGGUUUCCCGGAUUCCGCGCCUAGCUCAGCCGAUUAAGCAUGAGACAUAUGCCAUUGAGCCACUUAGUAGUUACGCGAGUGGAUAGAUUGGUAUGUAGAGGGAAAGAGGUCUGCUGUAAAGAACAACACUUGUUUGUCUGUGGGGAAAGAAAAGUGGAAUCCUUGAGGUGAAAGUUGGCAUACAAACAGGAUACUAUCGCCAGUAGUUAUAUUACAAACAUUAUCGGCCUUUCUAAUGUGAAUGAACGUUAGAAACAUUAUUGUCAUUCCUAGUUUAAAGUUAAGGUUGCGUGGUUGGAUUUUUCCACUAUCUUUUUCUAAUUUUUCUACCAUUUGGAGACCAUAGGCAUUUGGGCCUGUCACCCCUUGGAUGGGUUCCUAGUUUGUUUACAUUUUCCUGAACCCUCCUGAGCGCCUGUUCUUGGUCUAAUCCCCAGUCGUGAUGAUUCCACACUUCCUCAGCAGCAUGUUCUCUUGCCUCAUUCGUGAGCUGGUCAGUGUUCCGUCUCUUUAACUGACAUGUUCCCCAGUGCUGUUUGAACUGUUGAGUUUCCGUCGCUGGCUGAGUGCGUUUUGUCCUUCACGUAACCUUCACUGGUAAAAAUAAGCCCAUGUGAUGUCCACCAGUGGAUGAAUGCUGGACCGAGAGCCCUAGCUUCCGGAUCCAGGUCUAGCCCCUUCGUCUGCUGCUCUGUGGCCCAGGGCAGGUUUGCUUGACCUCUGCCUCAGUUCUCUCCUCUAAAGGACAUAUCGACCUACCUCACAGGGGUGUUGUGAGGAUUAAUAAAUGUUGGUACUGUGCUCUGGAAA
Symphalangus syndactylus (siamang) is the source of this 3055-nucleotide messenger RNA. RefSeq names its product sorting nexin 6 (gene SNX6). NCBI's taxonomy places the organism in Eukaryota, Metazoa, Chordata, Mammalia, Primates, Hylobatidae. The record is from RefSeq and is a predicted model, not a curated record. Gene Ontology annotation, biological process: retrograde transport, endosome to Golgi; intracellular protein transport. Gene Ontology annotation, cellular component: endosome. Gene Ontology annotation, molecular function: phosphatidylinositol binding; dynactin binding.